This is a messenger RNA of Harpegnathos saltator (Jerdon's jumping ant), 1413 nucleotides long. RefSeq lists its product as uncharacterized. The coding region runs from base 814 to 1332 and encodes 172 amino acids. The record is from RefSeq and is a predicted model, not a curated record. The transcript is spliced from 3 exons. NCBI's taxonomy places the organism in Eukaryota, Metazoa, Arthropoda, Insecta, Hymenoptera, Formicidae.
AGAGAGAGAGAGAGAGAGAGAGAGAGAGAGAGUCUCUCUCUCGUUGGAUAGCGGUGUUUGUGUAUAAAAGUAGCAAUAAAAGAUAAACCUUGAUAGUUGUAUAGGGAAAUCGAUCGUUCUUAUCGGGCUAUUCGCGCCCCUUUUUCAAAAUGAGAUUCGCUUACAGAGAAAUCUUUAGGGAUGUGUUCGAAAAGCGCGCUAUUAGCGCUAAUAUCAUCUUUGUACAAAAAUAAUGAACGACAAAGACAUUAAAUUAUACAUGUUGAUAGUUGGCGCUCUUCGAACGCAUUUUAGGUGAUUCUCUCUUUCUCUCUUUCUCUCUCUCUCUCUCUCUCUCUCUCUCUCUCUCUCUCUCUCUCUCUCUCGUUCAACGGUGAUACCUGCUAUUCUCGGUAGCUUUUGUAAGUAAUGUUCCACUUGAAGGAUCAAUUUGUGUAAUUUUACGCUCGUUACAGAACGAACGUACCAGUAUAGUGAGCCGGGUAUUGCGCUUUUCGCAAUCGUAUACUAAUUGAGGAUGAUUUCAAGUAAAAAGAGAAAAACAACUAGAGCGUAUGAAGAGUCGACCGGAAACUACCUUCGUUCCCAACGUUUAUUAUAUAUUCGAGCGACCAUCUCGGAGAUCGGAGUCGUCUCAUCUUCGAGAUGCAAGAUAGAAAUUCCGACGACGUAACAUAUUGCGCGAGAGUGUUAGUGAACGCUUGUAGCUCUUUAAGCAUUUGUAACAAAGAUUCGCGGAAUGCACCUUGCGACAAUCUCGCUGUGCAACAAAUAAUAAAAUAAUAAGUGGCCUACGGAUCGAAUGUGAGAAAAAUGUUGAGGAUUAUUCUUGCGUUUCUGCUAGGUGCUUUGCUCGACGUUAUUUUAUGUGAAACGCAAAUAUCGGAGAUCACAAACGCGAAUCAAGCCUCGUCUUGUAGGAAUCCGCCUCUGUGUGAUUUAUCGGACAUGUACAAGAUGGAGCCUAGAAGCGCAUCGUCGCUCCCGUUUCACUUGAAUUCACCCAAUUACAUUACGUCGCAACAAUCGAAUCAUCUUCAACGCAGUUAUUACAGCGGAUUCGGCACAUCCGCAUCGCCAGCUCAUUAUCACACUUUCGAUCCUAUCAGCGUGCUAGCGUCACUGGCAUUUUUGGCGUUCUUAUUGCAGUCAUUCGCUUCGCUCUACGAUCGCUCGAGGUCGAUGUUGCCGACAAUAGUCAGCGGCCGACGAGAGUCGUCGGACACGGACCUGACGAUUCCAGAGAUCUCCAGACACGUUUCGCGUGUCUUGCGGGACUACAUCGUUCGAGUUGCAACGUGCACCGCUUUUUCAGGAAAGUUUCAACAAUAAUUUGGAUGCGAGAUAUGUCAGACGUGAGUGACAGAUCAUUCGGCUUCCUGCCGUCGUUCGUGCACACGAUUCCAAUUCCCG